Messenger RNA from Hydra vulgaris (swiftwater hydra), 854 nucleotides. The record is from RefSeq and is a predicted model, not a curated record. NCBI's taxonomy places the organism in Eukaryota, Metazoa, Cnidaria, Hydrozoa, Anthoathecata, Hydridae.
AUGCAGAUUUUUUUUUUGCCUCCACAGAAGCACCAACGGGAUCUGCAUCAAAAGCACCAUUGGCAGUUGUGUCAGCACCCCUUGCAGUUAUUUCAGAAGCACCAUUGGCAUCAGUGUCAGCAACACAUUCUUCAGUUGCAACAGCAUCUUGGGAGAGUUUCCUUUUAUAUCGCUCCCAGCACCCAGGCCCAUUAUCACAGAGGGCCUUCUUCCGGUGGUGCCAAUAUGGGGAAGAUGAUCCCUCCUUUAGAUGGAGGAGACGGACCCCAUAUGGGGCCACCGGUAGGAGGAGUGGUGCUGGGAGGCAGAAUGACCAAAGGUCAAACAUUAUGAAUUUUUAUCAGUAGUUUUUUUUUUUUUUGUGUGUUAAUUUAUUUAUUUGUUGUAAAUAUAUCUUUACGUUUCAAAAAAGUUGUUUUUUAGUUUCGAUUUUUGCAAGUAUUUUUAUUUAUUUUUGAUAUUUUAAUUUUUUAAUUUUAUAUUUAUUGAUUUUUAUUUCUGAUUUGAGAGUCUAAACUUUCAAAACAACUCUUAUGUGGUUAAAUGUUAAAUAAUUUGUCUAUUAAUUUUUAUUUAUUUCAUAUAGUUUUUGAUUUCUUGAUAGUAAAUAUUUUGUAAUUUAGUUACAAUUUUUUCUUAUUCUAUUUGUUUGUUUUAUAUGCCUAAUUGUUGCAUUAUACACAUAUUAAUGUUUAUAUUAUUCUCUUUAGAUUUUUAUUAUAAAAAAGUAAUCAUUAAAGAUAGCCACAUGUGAACUAUAUGAUGUUACAUGUUAGACAAGUUUUAUUUGCAAUUUGCAAUUUGGCAUGUCGUUUUUUUAUUUGUAAAUAAUUUUACUAUUUAAUUUAGUUAUU